This is a messenger RNA of Ricinus communis (castor bean), 1618 nucleotides long. RefSeq names its product glycine-rich cell wall structural protein-like. The coding region runs from base 269 to 1348 and encodes 359 amino acids. The transcript has a single exon. The record is from RefSeq and is a predicted model, not a curated record. NCBI's taxonomy places the organism in Eukaryota, Viridiplantae, Streptophyta, Magnoliopsida, Malpighiales, Euphorbiaceae.
UAAUAAAAGUCAAAACUUUAAUCUCCUGCAAGUGCAAUUUUAAUAUGACAUGUGAUAGAUAGUGCCAUCAUUUCAAAAACCUGUGUGCAUGGGAUUGUUGGGGGAGGACAGUUGGACCAAUAAAUUUAUUGUCUAGAGGCAGAUGAGCCUCAUUUACUCUUGCAGACGUGACAGCUGAGCUUUUUUUUUUUUUGAAGCGAAUUCUAGUUAUAAAUAUAUCAUGCACACUCUCGUUGCAGAACAGGUAAGCGCAGUUUAGCUUCUUAUAAUGGGUGUUCAUGCUCGUUGUAUUGUGGGUUCUCUGUUGUUGUGGAAUUUCUUUUUCAAUGUUUUAGUAUUGGCGGAUGAUCAUGUUAGUGUUGAUGAUAAAGAUGAUAAGCAUUUGUUCUUUCAUCGUCCUUUAGGAGGAGGCUUGGGGCGUGGUAUUUAUAAGAAAGGGUUUAGACAUGGUAGGUUUGGUGGUGGUGGUAUUGGAGGUGGUGCUGGCGGCGGUUUUGGUGGUGGUGGUGGUAUAGGCGGUGGUGCAGGAGGUGGUUUUGGUGGUGGAGCUGGUGGUGGAUUAGGGGGAGGUGGGGGUUUAGGAGGUGGCGCAGGUGGAGGUUUUGGAGGUGGAGCUGGUGGAGGUCUAGGAGGAGGUGGAGGUUUAGGUGGAGGAGCUGGUGGAGGUCUAGGUGGAGGUGGAGGAACUGGUGGAGGUCUAGGUGGUGGCAUUGGGCAUGGUGGCGGUCUAGGUGGCGGCAUUGGGCAUGGUGGCGGUCUAGGUGGUGGUGGUGGUUUAGGCGGUGGACAUGGUGGCGGUCUAGGUGCUGGUGGUGGUUUAGGAGGUGGACAUGGUGGUGGUCUAGGUGGUGGCAUUGGGCAUGGGGGAGGUCUAGGUGGUGGCAUCGGGCAUGGUGGAGGCUUAGGAGGUGGUGGUGGUCUAGGCGGUGGACAUGGUGGUGGUCUGGGGGGUGGUGGUGGACUAGGAGGGGGAGCUGGUGGAGGUUUAGGAGGUGGACAUGGCGGGGGCCUAGGUGGUGGAGGAGGAGGAGGUGGACUUGGUGGGGGAGGUGGAGGAGGCUUAGGUGGUGGCGUAGGCGGGGGUGCAGGAGGUGGCUUUGGUGGUGGGGCAGGAGGUGGUGGAGGAGGAGGAGGCGGAGGCGGUGCUGGUGGCGGUGGUGGAUUUGGUGGAGGAGGUGGUGCUGGAGGAGGCUUUGGGGCUGGUGGAGGUUUUGGCAAAGGUGGAGGUAUCGGUGGCGGUGUAGGUGGGGGUGGAGGUGGUGGAUUUGGAGGAGGCUUUGGUGGCGGUGGUGGUGCUGGAUUUGGCGGUGGAGGUGGGUUUGGAGCUGGGGGUGGCGGUGGCCACUAAAUUUAACCUGUUUAGCAGCAGAAACAAUAAGUAAAAAAAAAAGGGUGAUACUCUGCUCAGGGUGCAUUCAUUAGCUAUAUGACUCGCGAAAUGGAGCAGCAGCCUCUUUCCCGAAUAUAUAUUUACUAAGCAAUUGAAAAAAAUUUAUUUAAGACAUCCUAAUUGACAUAUUCUUCAUGUAAUGUGUAUUUUUUAUUUUCUUAAGAGUGUGCUUGUUUUUUAAGCUUGUAAUUCGCGACAUCCAAGUAACUGCAUGUCCAUUUUGGUGUA